This is a messenger RNA of Funneliformis geosporum, 300 nucleotides long. NCBI's taxonomy places the organism in Eukaryota, Fungi, Glomeromycota, Glomeromycetes, Glomerales, Glomeraceae. The record is from the annotation of a GenBank genome assembly.
AUGGUUACAAAUAUUUUUACACCUCAAAGAAAUUUUAAUCAAGGAAACAGAAUUUGUCAAAAAAGACCUUUAAAUACUUCUGCACGAUCUCAAUGCAUCAUUGAAAGUAGAAGGAACCAACGAAAAAAGAGAGUUGUUGCAAAUAAGAUUUAUCAAAGAGCUCAACUCAUUAAUAAUGAAGACACAUUGAAUAGAAUUUCCAACUUACCAACUCAAAUGAUCAAUGGUCUCAAUAAUCUCAAUAAUCUCAAUGAUCUUUAUAAUAUUUUAGAAUUCUUCCAUGGUGCUUCAUUUGUUUAA